Molecule: messenger RNA, 1018 nt
Organism: Ctenocephalides felis (cat flea)
Lineage: Eukaryota; Metazoa; Arthropoda; Insecta; Siphonaptera; Pulicidae
Product: 39S ribosomal protein L15, mitochondrial-like
Exons: 3
Coding region: 84-968 (294 amino acids)
Biological process (GO): translation
Cellular component (GO): mitochondrial large ribosomal subunit
Molecular function (GO): structural constituent of ribosome
Source: RefSeq, a predicted model, not a curated record
UACAUUUAUAUAUGUGCACUAUGUAACAGAUCUGUCAAAAAAUAGUUAUAUAUUUCUUUAAAUUGAUAAAUUUAAUAAAAAAGAUGUCUGUUAAACAAAGUGCUGAAAAAGCAUUGUCGAUGCUUAGGAAUUUACCUCGAGUGUCUUUAGCAAAUUUAAGAGAUAAUCCUGGAACCAGAAGACAGAAACGACGUGGUCGCGCUCAACACGGUGGUGACAAGCAUGGAGCAGGAAAUAAAGGUUCCGGCCAGCACCAGAAUUACAUGAGAUUAGGUUAUGAAACUGGAAACAAUCCAUUCUAUUUAAGAGUAUCACAGGAACCAUACUAUCGGGGACACCAUCUUCGCCGGCAAUAUCCUCCUCUCUCGCUGCUGCAACUACAAACGAUGAUUGAUACAAAUCGUAUAGACACAAGUAAACCCAUUGACUUAGCUGCAUUAAUUAGAACAGGAUUAUAUCAUAUUGCUCCUUCUGAUAAUCAUUUUGGAGUAAAUUUAACUGAUGAAGGUGCUGAUCUAUUUAAAUGUAAAAUAAAUAUUGAAGUACAGUGGGCUACUGAAAAUGUCAUUGCUGCAAUUGAGCGUAAUGGAGGUGUGAUCACAACUGCUUAUUUUGAUCCCCAUUGCUUAUAUUCUAUAAUGAACCCUGAAAAGUUUUUCAAGAAAGGUGUUCCAAUACCUAAAAGAAUGCUGCCACCUCAGAAUGCAAUAGAUUUCUAUACAUCUGCCAAAAAUCGUGGUUACUUGGCAGAUCCUGAUGAAAUAAGUAAAGAGAGGUUAGUGUUAGCCCAAAAGUAUGGAUAUACUCUUCCAAAAAUAGAAGAUGAUCCUGAAUAUGAAAUGUUGACUAUGAGAAAAGAUCCUAGACAGAUUUUCUAUGGGUUGCAUCCUGGUUGGGUGAUAAAUUUACAAGAUAAAUGUAUCUUAAAACCUAAAGAUGAAUAUUUGGAAGAAUAUUAUAAAUCUUAAACUUGUAAUGUGGAUAGUUAGUAAUAUAUUAUAGUUAAUUACUUUAGUUA